CCAUUGACCUCGCCUGUCACCUCCCCCUCCGUCUCAAUCACUCAAUUUUCCGCUUCCUGCGCCUCCUGUCACUCCUUUGCAUUGAGACUGCACUCUGGUGCUGAUCCGCUACUCCUAACGGCCAACCACUCACAUCAUCUACACUCAUCGACUCCCUAUAAUCUCGACAAACAAAUCUAG
Messenger RNA from Bipolaris oryzae ATCC 44560, 180 nucleotides. RefSeq lists its product as uncharacterized. NCBI's taxonomy places the organism in Eukaryota, Fungi, Ascomycota, Dothideomycetes, Pleosporales, Pleosporaceae. The annotation marks the transcript as partial. The transcript has a single exon. The record is from RefSeq and is a predicted model, not a curated record.